AUGGCUAAGCGCCAACGCACCUCCGAAAUGGACCCCGUCCGCGAAAAGUCCUACUUCGAACAACAGCGCGAAGCACUGCUCGGCGACAUCGCACUAGUUCGUCCCACCGCUUGUCCUCCAGCUGCAAACUACAAGACUGCCAAUGAAGACAAGCUAACUCACUGCCCAGAGUUUCGAACACGUCCUCGCAAACAUCAAUAA
This is a messenger RNA of Metarhizium acridum CQMa 102, 201 nucleotides long. Lineage: Eukaryota; Fungi; Ascomycota; Sordariomycetes; Hypocreales; Clavicipitaceae. The record is from RefSeq and is a predicted model, not a curated record.